Molecule: messenger RNA, 1439 nt
Organism: Durotheca rogersii
Lineage: Eukaryota; Fungi; Ascomycota; Sordariomycetes; Xylariales; Xylariaceae
Product: xylose isomerase-like protein
Exons: 1
Coding region: 505-1395 (296 amino acids)
Source: RefSeq, a predicted model, not a curated record
UCCGCCGAAACCCCCAUGCCGCGGCGUGCGAUGCGCUUCUUGCUCUCCUUUACGCGUCGCGAGCUCUCGCCACCGGGCUCCAUAUCACCGCGAUCCUCUUGUAACAUUCGCGGUUUUCUCAGUAUCGGAGAGUUUUCCCCCUCUCUUCAACUUUUGGUCUUAGGUAUAGGACAUUCCCAUGACAUCUGCUGAAUAUGGACUUAGUGAGCACCCCUGCUAGCCAUGUCUGUAUUCGUAAUUCAUCGGGCUGAUUCUACGAACACGGAGAGCAGGUAAACUUCCUUUUCCACUCGCUUGUGCGAGAAUCGGAAUCUCGCAAUGUCUCGUGGGCAACCAGAGAAUGAGUUAAACCGCUAAGGUAGAUCCGUAUAGGUAUAAGGAGGGACCGUCCGCCAUAGUUGAAGCAGUUCCUCCAUCCCAGAUUUUGGCAUAUACCUAUCCGUUAGAACCCCCUAUAAACCCCUAUAGAGAAUCGUGCCAAAAUCCGGAGCUAAGUUGUCGACAAUGCAUCUCUCAACGCACACAUGGAUGCGCCCCGAACCCCUUGAGCUCACGCUCAAAAGGGCGUCCUCCCUUGGCUACAAGUCGAUCGAACUAGCCGGCGAGCCGUCCCGCUAUUCCGUCAGCGAGACGAAGGCUCUGCUGAAGAAGUACAACCUAUCUUGCUGGGGAGCCGUCACCAUCAUGUACGGGUCCCGAGACUUGGUCGCGCCAGAGCCGGCCCAGAGGGAGGACACGAUCCGGUACAUGAAAGACGUCGUCGAUUUGGCCGCAGGGCUAGGAGGGGAGAUCGUCACCGUGGUCCCGUCCACCGUGGGCAAGCUGCAGCCGAAGGCGAGCCCCCGGGAGGAGUGGGGAUGGGCCGUGCAGGGUGUCCGAGCCGUAGCUCUACAUGCCGAAAAGAAGGGACUCCGUAUCGCGGUGGAACCUCUAAACCGAUUCGAAACGUAUCUGAUCACCAAUACGUCCCAGGCGCUGCAGCUCGUCGAGGAAGCCAACGUAUCGAAUCUUGGCAUCGCCUUCGACCCCUUUCACCUCAACAUAGAGGAGCCCGACCUGAUCGCCGCCAUCCGCCAAUCCGGUAAUAAGAUCUUCGACUUCCACCUCGGAGAUAACAACCGUCUAGCUCCCGGCGAUGGAACUCUAGACUGGCCCCUGAUCAUCCGAACAUUGCGCGAGAUCGGCUAUGAUGGCGCUUUAGCGCACGAGGCCAUGCCACCUAUAGACCGGACUCCUCUCGGCAACUUUGGUUCCAAACAGCUCGAGCCUGAGCCGUGGGACGUCGACGAAGGGACUCUACAGUUUCUGAAAGACCACGCCAGUGGCGUGCCGAGGGAUGACUAUUACACGGUUGUGCUGGCGCGUACGGUGGAAACAAUCCAGCCGCUGAUUUAGAUUGAUAGAUGCGAGACGGGCAGGCUCUCGGAAUACACCUAAUA